Molecule: messenger RNA, 1221 nt
Organism: Orbilia oligospora ATCC 24927
Lineage: Eukaryota; Fungi; Ascomycota; Orbiliomycetes; Orbiliales; Orbiliaceae
Exons: 8
Coding region: 1-1221 (406 amino acids)
Biological process (GO): cell surface receptor signaling pathway; adenylate cyclase-activating G protein-coupled receptor signaling pathway
Cellular component (GO): plasma membrane
Molecular function (GO): G protein-coupled receptor activity
Source: RefSeq, a predicted model, not a curated record
AUGACGCAAUUACCGUACUUGCUCGACCGCCGGGGAGGCGCGUUAGCAGCGCCUGCGACUGCUUGGGGUGAUAUGAUGCUUAACCGCGCGCUGUUUUCGGUUGCAUUGUUGAGUUCGGUGGGGUCUGCUUGGGUUGUGCUGAGUUAUGCUUGUAUUAAAGAACUUCGGUCAUACCGCCACCAGUUGAUCCUGGGUUUGGCGAUAUCGGAUCUGCUUAUGUCGCUGAAUUUUAUGUUUUCGGCGGGGUGGAAUGUUGCGGGUGGGGAUUUGGCGUUGGAGGAGAGUAGGACUGCGUGUUCGGUGAAUGGGUUUUUGACGCAGGUUUUUGUGGUGCAGACGGAUUGGUGGAUCUUGGUUAUCGCCAUAGCAACAUACAUUAUCCUUGGAAACUUUAAGACCCAGUCACAGUUUAUCCAGACACACGUGUGGAUUCCAUGGGUAGGACCAUGGGUGCUAUCCAUUAUUAUCGCCGCUAUCUGUCAUGGGGUUUUAGGAUACGGGUAUAUCGGCGGCUGGUGCUGGCUUACCAGUGACCUCAUGCGUCUCCUCAUAAACUUCAUCCCACGAUGGCUAAUCGUCAUCGCUAUCGCAUUAAUCUACAUCCGUCUUUAUAUGAUAGUCCGCAAAGCCCGAAAAUGGGAUAUCGAGGGCGUUUCUCCAGAUCCAGGUGAUGAUAUGGCCGAUACCAGUGUAAUACUCAUGUCAGUGGGGAAAAAAGAUAGAGAAAGACAAGGGAGCGGGGUAUUGGUAUCCCGAGAUGUUAGUGUCAGUUUUGGACGGAAAGGGUCGACUGCACCGACUUUUGUGACAAUGGUGACGACGAGUGGAGCAGGAGAUAGUAGAGAAGCUAUAUCAAGUUGUAGUGCUAGGGAAGAGGGCUCGAGGGCGAGGACUGUGAAUGUGAAUAGCAGUCGGAGUUUGUCGUUGGGGAUGAGACAGCCGUUGAAUGCGGCGCAGUUGAAGAGGAUUGCGAAGAAGAUGAUGGUGUACCCGGUGGCAUAUGCAAUAAUAUGGGCUUGUCCAACAGCGAUACGGAUAUACCAGGGCACAACAGGGUCGAGAGCACCGUUAUGGAUUACAAUUGUGGAUAAGAGCUGUAUUGUUAUCCAGGGUCUAGUAGACGCUGUCGUAUAUGGACUGAACGAGCGAGCAUGGCAAGGAUGGCGCGAUCACAUUCGCCGGAUAAUAUACAAGAACGAGGGCGGCAGGAUCAUUGGAUGA